CUGAACAUAAAAUAGGGAUUAUUUUCACCUAAAAGAAAAAAAUCAGAGAGGAAAAAUCGUGUUUCUUCACAUGAAAUUGCGAAAAACGGAAAGUGAAAAAGUUGCAAAACGCUACAACUGAUUACAAACUCGAACUGCAGUAUAAAAUCGAUACGACAAAAGUCGAUAAUUUGGCAUUGUUUGCCAAUUUUGCUAGGGUCGUCAGGCGUUUAUUGAAUUUUCCACACACAAGAUUACAUUUUCCAACACACACACACGUAUAUACACACACACACUUAGUUAGAGUAAAAUACGAAUAAAGUUGAAAAAUUAAUUUAUAUUUGUAUCAAAAUGAGUGACUUUCAAACGCAGCAAGCGAGCAUCAAUCAAUCGCAGGCGUUGGCAGCUGCUAUACAGCGUGCCAAGCAGAUAGCAGCAAAAAUUCAACCAAAUCAGCAAUCUGUGGGCGGAGGGGGAGGAGGACCACCUGGUCCUGGUUCCGGCUCCGGAUCGGGCAAUAACUUUAAGCGGCAUAUGGAUGACGGCAACGACAGUGGCCCGGAUUCGAAGCGACCAUUUGGUAGCCCCGAUUAUGGUCAAAACAAUAAUUCCAAUAUGAGUAGUGGCAGCGGCGGUGGAGGAUCUGGUGGUCCAGGUGGAGCCAAUAUUACCCAGGCAAUUGCCCAAGCCGCAGCGGUAGCAGCACGGUUAGCUGCUUCGGCGGGCACAACUUGUGAAGAGCAAAUCCGAUUACCCGAAUCUGUGGCAAAUUCAUUUGUUGGACGUGGCAGCAAUGACACCAUUACCCACAUUCAAGCAGAAUCCGGAGCUAAGGUGCAAUUGAUGCCCGAGCAGGAGCGUGUGAUUAUAUUGCGAGGUUCGCGGGAAAGCGUCACCAAGGGCAGGGAAAUGAUUCAACAAAUGGCCAAUCGUCAAGGCGGCGGCACUGUGGAAGUUCUGCUAACCAUUAACAUGCCACCACCAGGUCCCAGUGGUUAUCCUCCGUACCAGGAGAUUAUGAUACCAGGAGCCAAAGUCGGUUUGGUCAUUGGCAAGGGCGGAGAUACCAUUAAGCAAUUGCAGGAGAAGACUGGAGCCAAAAUGAUCAUUAUACAGGAUGGACCCAACCAGGAGGUUAUCAAACCGCUGCGCAUCUCCGGAGAUCCUCAAAAGAUUGAACACGCGAAGCAAAUGGUUCUCGAUUUGAUUGCCCAAAAGGAUGCCCAAGCCCAGCAGCAACAACAGGGCGGUGGUGGCGGCGGCGGUGGUCGCCCCGGUGGAGCCAAUGGCGGCGGUGGCGGUGGACCCGGUUUGGGCUUCAAUAAUUUUAACAAUGGCAACGGAGGCGAAAGUGUCGAAGUGUUUGUACCCAAAAUUGCUGUCGGAGUGGUCAUUGGCAAAGGUGGCGACAUGAUAAGGAAAAUCCAAACAGAAUGCGGUUGUAAAUUACAAUUCAUUCAGGGCAAAAAUGAUGAAAUGGGCGACCGAAGAUGUGUGAUCCAGGGCACACGGCAGCAGGUGGAAGAUGCCAAGCGAACUAUCGACGGCCUCAUCGAGAAUGUCAUGCAACGAAAUGGCAUGGGACGCAAUGGUAAUGGCGGCGGAGGAGGAGGAGGUGGCCAAGGUGGCGGUGGUGAUCCCAAUAACUCAAAUUAUGGUUACGGCUACGGGGUGAAUCAUGCCCAGGGAGGACGAGAAGAGAUCACAUUCCUGGUACCAGCUUCCAAGUGUGGUAUUGUCAUUGGACGCGGUGGAGAGACCAUAAAAUUGAUUAAUCAGCAAUCCGGGGCCCACACAGAAAUGGAUCGCAAUGCCACAAAUAGGCCCAAUGAGAAGCUAUUCAAAUCCAAGGGUACCACAGACCAAGUGGAGGCAGCCCGUCAAAUGAUUUCCGAGAAGAUUAACAUGGAGCUCACAGUGAUUUCCAGGAAACCCAUAAGUGGAAGCGGUCGAGAUGGUGGCAAUUCCGGCGGUGGACACAAUAAUUCCCAUCACAAUCAGCAACAAGGCGGCUAUGGAGGACCCAAUCCCAUGCAAGGUGGCGAUCCAAAUGCAGCUGCAGCGGCCGCUGCGGCAGCCUACCAGCAACAGCAGCAACAACAACAGCCCUGGGGACCAUAUGGUGGACAACAAGGUGGCUGGGAUCCUGCCCAACAGCAACAGCAGCAACAACAACAAAUGGCCAUGGCUCAGGGCGGCGGAGCAGCCGGUGCUGCUGCCGCUGGUGGUCAGGAUUAUUCAGCUCAAUGGAUAGAGUACUACAAACAAAUGGGUUGCCAUCGAGAGGCUGAGGUUAUAGAACAACAAAUGAAGGCCAAACAGGCCAGUGCGGCUCCUGUACAGCAACAACAACAGCAAAUGCAACAGAGCCAACAGCAGCAACAACAACAACAACAAGGUCAACAGCAACAACAAGCCGGAGCCGGUGGCGCCGAUUACAGUGCCCAAUGGGCGGAAUAUUAUCGAAGUGUGGGUAAAAUUGAAGAAGCCGAAGCCAUCGAGAAGACACUAAAAAAUAAGCAAGCUCAAAAUGGAGGUGGCAACAACAGUGCACCCAAUCAGGGGGCUGGUGGACCCAAUCCUAAUCAGCAACAGCAACCGAAUCCAGCUGCUGCAGCUGUUGCAGCGGCAGCAGCCGCAGCCGGUGGCUACGCUCAAGGUAUGACUCCUAGCCAAUAUGCACAAUAUUCACAGUAUUAUGCGGCAGCAGCUGCCACGGGCCAGCAACAACAGCCAUCACAACAACAGCAGCAACAACAACAACAACAAGGUGGUUACCCAGGUGGUGGUGGUGGCGGUGGCUAUGGUGGUUAUCCCGGCGGCGGCGGUGGUGGCCAACAGAAAUCGCACAAGAAUGACAAACAUUGAAGAAAGGCUGCCCAUUUAGAAGAUGAUCAAAAUUGAAAUCACAAUUUGAGAUGAUGUUACUGGUGCCUUGGCAUGGGGUGAGUGCUGUUCGAAUCACUAUACCAAUCGAUGGUUCCUUUCUCUGUCUCUAUAUAUGUGUAUACCAUAUUGAUAUAUAUAUAUGCAUAAAAAUUCCAACUAUAUAUUUUCCAUGUUCAAAUUUGUGGUCAAAAAAUGAAUGAAAAAUUUAUAAUCGUUAACUUGUUAUAAUACUAUAUCUACUUUUGCCUUUUCCUUUUA
Messenger RNA from Drosophila willistoni, 3126 nucleotides. RefSeq names its product far upstream element-binding protein 3 (gene Psi). Gene Ontology annotation, biological process: regulation of DNA-templated transcription. NCBI's taxonomy places the organism in Eukaryota, Metazoa, Arthropoda, Insecta, Diptera, Drosophilidae. Gene Ontology annotation, molecular function: mRNA binding. Bases 331 to 2847 code for a protein of 838 amino acids. Gene Ontology annotation, cellular component: cytoplasm; nucleus. The record is from RefSeq and is a predicted model, not a curated record. The transcript is spliced from 6 exons.